ACCGGGUUGCCAGGCAACGCUGGAGUUCGCCACACGGUCUCUGGUGACAGCAGCAAAGGUCCAGGCUCCGGUUCCGGGUUCCGCUCAGCCGUUCGACAUGUCGAGACGGAAUCCGAACCCUUCUUCUCCGCCGCUGGGGGACGAGCUCGGCCGUCGGCAGGUUCCUAAGGAUAGCCUGGAUUUCAAGCUGAAUACCGUCUACGACCACCACACAGCCUUAUUCUGGAGCAAGAAUGAAAUGCUGUUGCAGAGAGAAACCGUCAAUGUUGGCAAACUGAAAAGGGAAAAGUUAGAGAAGCAGCUCAAGCUGCAACAAGAGCAAGAGAACGGCAUCAGAGUUUGGGUCGACCCGAGGAGGAACACCUACCACUACGUGACGUGACGGGUAAAAUGUUGAAAAUAUUCGCAGGCGCUCUGCUUUCUCAGCAAUUAGAACUUCAGCUUCAGAGGAGGCUUCAAGAACUACUAAUGACUGCUGCUGCUAACCAGGAAGUCCUGACAAUAAAACAGUCCUGUCUGUGCU
This is a messenger RNA of Poeciliopsis prolifica (blackstripe livebearer), 523 nucleotides long. RefSeq names its product cilia and flagella associated protein 276 (gene cfap276). The transcript has 4 exons. Lineage: Eukaryota; Metazoa; Chordata; Actinopteri; Cyprinodontiformes; Poeciliidae. Bases 98 to 382 code for a protein of 94 amino acids. The record is from RefSeq and is a predicted model, not a curated record.